Molecule: messenger RNA, 3538 nt
Organism: Anopheles coustani
Lineage: Eukaryota; Metazoa; Arthropoda; Insecta; Diptera; Culicidae
Exons: 5
Coding region: 1-3405 (1134 amino acids)
Cellular component (GO): membrane
Molecular function (GO): calcium ion binding
Source: RefSeq, a predicted model, not a curated record
AUGGAGGAUAAAAAGCUGUUCGAGAGCAAACACAACCUCUCGCUAAAAUGUGUCCUGUUCCUGUUCUACGGAGGUCUGGGAUGCAUCUAUCCCUUCCUCCAGUCGAACAUGUCCCAGAAAGGGUUCGCGUACAGUGAGAUCUACUGGAUAUCGGUGAUCAUUCCGCUGGUAGCGCUGCUGGGUCCGAUCGUGUUCGCGUUGGUCGUGGACAAGUGGGCCACCAAAAAUGCGUUUGCUUACGGAAAACGGUUGCGUAUCUUGACCGCCUUAACGCUGGUCGCGUCGAUUGUGCUGUACGUGCUGCUGAUGUUCGCCGUCAGCCGAACACCUCCGCCGGAAGCGUGCGAGCCGCAGGUCAGCUUUCUGUGCAACCGGAAGGGUGCCUCGAUCGUGCAGGAGAAGUGCUCCGACAGUGGCGUCUGUCAUGAUCGGACGGGUCGGAAGGGUGGGCUGUUAAAUUUGGAGAACUGUACGUACACAUGCCAGCAGGAGAAGCAGUUUGAAAGCAAUUGCUACGCCCGGUUGUCGGUUGUCAAGUCGGCACAGUUGGCGUGGGAGCAAGCAGCCGAGCAGGCUGACGAUGGGCUGGUGCUGGACCUCGGCAGUGGACAGGGUACGAUGGAGCGAGAUUCCGACGGCGAUGGCAUUCCAGACAAUCGGGAUACGGACGACGAUAACGAUGGAAUUCCGGACACGCAAGAUCCGGACUCGAGCAAUGAUCUGGACGGCGACGGUAUCCCGAACGAGCUCGAUCCGGACGACGAUAACGAUGGCAUUCCGGAUGAAAAGGAUGACGACGAUGAUAACGAUGGCAUCCCGGAUGACCAGGACGUGGACGAUGACAACGAUGGCAUCCCCGACACGUUGGAGGGUCGGGCCAAAUCCAACGAUCUCGAUGGUGACGGAAUUCCCAACGAUCUGGAUGAUGAUGACGACGGCGACGGCGUCCCGGAUGCGCAGGAUGAUGAUGACGAUAAUGACGGCAUCCCCGACGAUAAGGACCUGGACGAUGACAACGAUGGUAUCCCGGAUGCGCUGGAAGGGAAAGCCCGUACGAACGAUCUGGACGGCGACGGCAUCCCGGAUGAUAAGGAUACGGAUGACGAUAACGAUGGCAUCCCGGAUGCAGAGGACGAUGACGACGACAACGAUGGCAUCAAGGACGCGGACGAUGUCGAUGACGACAAUGACGGUAUUCCCGAUGAGCUAGAGGCCAAGGCCCGAACGAACGAUCUCGAUGGCGACGGAAUCCCCAACGAUCAGGACCCCGAUGACGACAACGAUGGCAUUCCGGACGAGAAGGAUGACGACGAUGAUAAUGACGGCAUCCCGGACGACAAGGAUGUGGACGAUGACAACGAUGGUAUCCCGGAUGCGUUGGAGGGCAAGGCUAAAUUGAACGAUCUCGAUGGUGAUGGAAUUCCCAACGAUCAGGACCCCGAUGACGAUAAUGAUGGCAUUCCGGACGCGGAGGACACUGACGAUGAUAACGACGGCAUUCCGGAUGCAGAGGAUGCGGACGACGAUAACGACGGUGUGCCGGACGUCAAGGAUCGGGCCAAUGCCACGGAUUUAGACGGAGACGGUGUCCCAGACGCGGAAGAUGACGAUGACGACAAUGACGGAAUUCCCGAUGCGGAGGACACGGACGAUGACAACGAUGGCAUACCGGACGAAAAGGACCUCGACGACGACAACGAUGGUAUUCCGGACGCACUGGAAGGUCGCCCGGUGACACACGAUCUCGACGGCGAUGGCAUUCCGGAUGACGAGGAUCCGGACGAUGACAACGACGGUAUUCCCGAUACGGAGGACGACGACGACGACAAUGACGGUAUCCCGGACGCCGAGGACGUCGACGACGACAACGAUGGAAUUCUGGAUAUACACGACCCUGGCCAGCGGAACAAGAACGACCUCGAUGGGGACGGCAUCUCGAACGACGAAGAUCCGGACGACGACAAUGAUGGCAUUCCGGAUGAGCAGGACAGCGACGACGAUAACGAUGGCAUCCCGGAUGCGGAGGACGACGACGACGACAACGAUGGCGUGCCGGACGCCCAGGAGACAGUGGUUGUGGCGAAUGCCAUCGUGUGCGUCGAUACGGACGUCGAAGACGAUGAGUGCCAUACGUACAGCGAUGGAAUCCUGCCCGUCAAGGCUACCUUCGAUGCCUCUGGUGAAAAGGAUGCUGGCGAUGAAUGCAACUAUCCGUUAGAUGGCUUCCGGUGUCCUGUGGAUAAGGCUUGGGUUAAAGCACAGCCAGUUGGAUGCAAGCCGGUGGUGCGUUGUGACAUUGCCAAUCCGUACGAUGACGAGGGCAGUCCGCUGCACGGUACGACGUGUGAUGGGGAUGAAGACAACGAUGGUGACGACGACGAGGGUGACUCGACGUUCUACUACUACCUCUCGGUGCGAUCCCUGCUGGAUUUCUGCCUGCUCGGGGGCUUAACGUUGCUGAACACGAUCAUCGUGAUUGCGACACGCGACCCAGCGUCCGGUGUGGCCGACUUUGGCCGCCAGCUGGUGUGGGGUGCUGUCGGUUGGAUCAUCUUCUUCAACGACGAUGCGGAACAGCCGUACAUGCUGUUCGUGUUGCUGUACACCACGGCCGCCGUGAUCCUGCUCAGUCCACUCAAGAUGGACCUGUCGCCGGCCGAGGACUGGUGGCAGCUGCGCACGGCGCCGCAGAAGUUUAUGUCCGCGCAUGCCUGCCAAAAGUACUUCCGGCGUUGUUUGUUGCCGUUCCUGGUUGCGAUUGGCUUGGGUUCAAUGUGGAGCGUGAUCGAUUCGAUCGACGAAUCGCACAUGACCAACCUGCCCAAAACGGACGAGACCGACCAGGACGAUGGCCAGCGAUCUAGUCUCUUCCAGACCAUCGUACGCACGAUGCUUCUCGCUGGCGACUUGCUGGCCAUUCCGGUGCUCGUCUUUUCACGACGCAUUAUCGAAACAGUCGGUACGUGUAAGAUCCUGGUUGGAGUCUUCCUCUCGCUUGUCGUCCGCUUCAUUCUGUUGGCCUUUCUGCCCUAUGCGUACUGGGAUGUCGUCGAGGAUUGGCUGCUGCCGACCACGCUCGGACUCACCUGGGUGACGCUGGUGCUCCACUUCCGUGAUAUACUGCCCCGCAAGGUUGCAGCGUUCGCACAGGCCCUACCAGUGAUCGCACACUUUGGGCUCGGCCGAUUCUUCGGCGCUCUGAUCGGGAUCGAGCAUCAGUACGAACGGCUGGAGAAAGACUACGACAUCCUUGCUGGCGUACUGUUCGCCGUCACUAUCCUUAGCGUCGUGCUGUACCGAUAUCGCGAGAUCGUGCUCAACUUUCUCGGCCAGUAUAUACCGGCGCUGAAGCCGGGCGACGCCAACUGCGCCUCGAGUAAAGCUAAGGGAGAGACGAAUGUGUAAAGGCCGAAAGCUUUUGCACGAUGUUGUUGCACUGAGGAAGAUCAUGUGUUGGUUGGUUUACCCCCGACGAAAAACAUUUAAGGGUUUUGCUUUAGUUACCAAAUUGUUAUCAUAAUAAAUAGUUUGUUUAACA